GGCAUCAAAUUGCAGCAGCAAUAGGACAACGAUUUCUUUCGCCAAAAGCUUUUAGGAAUGUCUUUGAAUUACUUCCAAAAGGAGCACAUGGAAAUUUAUCAUAUAUUGCAGCAUGGGCUGACCAAAUUAAACAUAAACCAGAGUACAGAUUUACAUCUUCAAUGCACUAUAUAUCACCACCAAACGAUUAUCCACCAUCCAAUUGUUAUUUUAGUUGGACUCCAGGAAAAUAUGAUUUAAUUAAUGCAAUUCAUAAUUAUUCAAAUAUACUUGAUCCAAAAUCUGAUCAUGAACAUUGGCUAAGAGCUGAAGCACUAAAUUUUGUGGUUCAUUUCAUUGGAGAUUUACAUCAACCUUUGCACAUUACAGCUAGAGAUAGAGGUGGAAAUGGUUCACCGGCUCUAUUUGAAGGACAUCAUACUAAUUUACACUCUAUAUGGGACACAACUUUACUCUAUAAACGAAUUCGAGAAUUUAAUGCAAAUUCUAAUUUUGACUAUAAUUUAACCGAGGUUGAUAAUCAAUUUAACUCUUCUGAACCCUUAUUCGGUGGCCCGUUUUAUGAUUUAUAUUUAAAUUAUAUACUUCAUUUAAUGAAAACAACUUGGCGUGGUGAACUUAGAUCAUGGACAUUUUGUCAAGAUUUUGAACUUGCACCUCAAUCUUGUGAUCCUAACCAAUUCCAUUUCACCUCUGAAAACGUAUCUUCUGAACAUUUUACGGUCUUAUCAAUGGAUCAAAAUCUUUCACAGAGUUUAGCCUGCCCAGAAUUUUGGGCUAUACCCAUAAAUGAAUUAAAUUGUAGAGUAGUUUAUAAUGGGUAUGAAUCUGGAUUAGAUUUGAGUAACGGUGCUUAUUAUGAUAGAAUCGUUAAUGGCAAAGUUAUGGAGAAAUUAUUGGCUGUUGCUGGAAUUAGAAUUGCAGCUGUGUUGAAUACUAUUCUUGGAUAA
Messenger RNA from Racocetra persica, 950 nucleotides. The record is from the annotation of a GenBank genome assembly. Lineage: Eukaryota; Fungi; Glomeromycota; Glomeromycetes; Diversisporales; Gigasporaceae.